Messenger RNA from Perognathus longimembris pacificus (Pacific pocket mouse), 2836 nucleotides. It is a transcript of the gene Sox10, whose product is annotated as SRY-box transcription factor 10. Gene Ontology annotation, biological process: negative regulation of transcription by RNA polymerase II; peripheral nervous system development; neural crest cell migration. The transcript is spliced from 4 exons. The record is from RefSeq and is a predicted model, not a curated record. Gene Ontology annotation, molecular function: DNA-binding transcription factor activity, RNA polymerase II-specific; RNA polymerase II cis-regulatory region sequence-specific DNA binding. Gene Ontology annotation, cellular component: nucleus. Bases 291 to 1724 code for a protein of 477 amino acids. NCBI's taxonomy places the organism in Eukaryota, Metazoa, Chordata, Mammalia, Rodentia, Heteromyidae.
AGUCAGUCUCAGGCUGUCCGGCCAGGGUGAUUGGUGGUGAAGAUUGAAGCUCCGUCCCAACGAGGCCAAGGCGGUGGUGGCCUGAGAUUCAGGGGCCCCCCCCUCCGGCCCCUCCCUCCCAGCCCACCCGUCACCUCGCAGCCCCCGAGCUGGACCGCACACCUUGGGACUCUGUUUUCCACUUCCUCAGGACAAGCCCCAGGCUGGAGGAAAGGCCUGAGGAGGUGGGCGUCGGGCUCUUUGCGAGGACCCCCGCAGCUGGCCCCGGGGAGGCGGCGGCCGGGGGUGACAUGGCGGAGGAGCAGGACCUGUCCGAGGUGGAGCUGAGCCCCGUGGGCUCCGAGGAGCCCCGCUGCCUGUCCCCGGGGGGCGGCGGCGCGCCCUCGCUGGGCCCCGACGGCGGCGGCGGCGGCGGCGGCGGCGGCGGCUCGGGCCUGAGAGCCAGCCCGGGCCCCGGGGAGCUGGGCAAGGUCAAGAAGGAGCAGCAGGACGGCGGGGGCGGCGGCGAGGCGGACGAUGACAAGUUCCCGGUGUGCAUCCGCGAGGCGGUCAGCCAGGUGCUCAGCGGCUACGACUGGACGCUGGUGCCCAUGCCCGUGCGCGUCAACGGCGCCAGCAAGAGCAAGCCGCACGUGAAGCGGCCCAUGAACGCCUUCAUGGUGUGGGCGCAGGCGGCGCGCAGGAAGCUGGCCGACCAGUACCCGCACCUGCACAACGCCGAGCUCAGCAAGACGCUGGGCAAGCUCUGGAGGCUGCUGAAUGAGAGCGACAAGCGCCCCUUCAUCGAGGAAGCUGAGCGGCUCCGGAUGCAGCACAAGAAAGACCAUCCGGACUACAAGUACCAGCCCCGGCGGCGGAAGAACGGAAAGGCGGCCCAGGGGGAGGCAGAGUGCCCAGGUGGGGAAGCUGAGCAAGGGGGGGCCGCUGCCAUCCAGGCCCACUACAAGAGUGCCCAUCUGGACCACCGGCACCCAGAAGAGGGCUCCCCCUUGUCAGAUGGGAACCCAGAGCACACUUCAGGCCAGAGCCAUGGCCCGCCCACCCCUCCAACCACCCCAAAGACAGAGCUGCAGUCGGGCAAGGCAGACCCCAAGAGGGAUGGGCGCUCCCUGGGGGAGGGCGGGAAGCCUCACAUCGACUUCGGCAACGUGGACAUCGGUGAGAUCAGCCACGAGGUAAUGUCCAACAUGGAGACCUUUGACGUGGCUGAGUUGGACCAAUACCUGCCACCCAACGGGCACCCGAGCCAUGUGGGUAGCUACUCGGCAGCUGGCUAUGGGUUGGGCAGCGCCCUGGCCGUGGCCAGUGGACACUCGGCCUGGAUCUCAAAGCCACCAGGUGUGGCUCUGCCCACGGUCUCACCCCCUGGUGUGGAUGCCAAAGCCCAGGUGAAGACAGAGACCACUGGCCCCCAGGGGCCCCCACACUACACCGACCAGCCGUCCACCUCACAGAUCGCCUACACCUCCCUCAGUCUGCCCCACUAUGGCUCUGCCUUCCCCUCCAUCUCCCGCCCCCAGUUUGACUACUCUGACCAUCAACCCUCAGGACCCUAUUACGGCCAUUCAGGCCAGGCCUCUGGCCUCUACUCGGCCUUCUCCUACAUGGGGCCUUCUCAGCGGCCCCUCUACACAGCCAUCUCUGACCCCAGCCCCUCAGGGCCCCAGUCCCACAGCCCCACACACUGGGAGCAGCCAGUAUAUACGACACUGUCCCGGCCUUAAAGGGGCCCUGUCACCACUAGCCCCGUCCCAGCCCUCGAGGUCCCUCCCCGUAGCCUGGAUGCCCUGCUCCUCACCCAUCCCAGACCCGGCGGUAGCGGUGGAGGAGGCUGCAGAGGCUGACCGCGGAGGGACUCCUCCCUGCCGGCCCCUCCCCUGAUGACCCUCGGCCUCAUCCCAGCCUGGCUGGCAGCUAGGCAGAGGAAAGGGUCCCCCAGAAAGGACCCUCCACCUAGGACCCGGGAAGAACCACUUCCACAGGUCUCCAGGAUUGCAUGGGCCUCGUAGGCCUGUUUCCUCUCAUGGAAAGAGGUCCCUGUGACACCACACCUGAGAGCCAAGGGACCUGAAUCAGAGCCUGGAGCUGGCCUGGCCUGCCACUCCGGGGCUGAGGACAACUCUGAACAGCCUUGUGGAGAGCAGGGGGGCUCAGUGGGGGCUUUUGUACCUUGAAUGACUGACCUCUACUGAACACAGGGAGGAACUGACCCAGAGGCCCCGGGACACAGGCCUCUAUGGCAACAACCCCAUCCUUUGUCAAACGGGGAGCCCCUAGUUGUCCUCCAUCACAACCUCCCAGACUUUUGAGCCCCAAGCCAGGCGGAAGGAGGCAGGGACUGCAGGAAAAGGGUUCAGAGACAAUUCACAGAGCCUUCCUCCCCGGGCUCCUAGCCAGCUCCCCCUUCCCCUCAUUGGACACUGUCAGCACCUCCCUGGACUCCAAGAGUCAGUACUGCGCAGACCCAAGCCCUCGGCUCCAGGUUGGAGACACAGGGCCCAGAACCCAUGCUGGUAGCAGGCUGGAUAGGAAAGUCCUGCUGUGUACAUUCUGCCCUUGCCUUUUUCCCCUUGCCUCUCCGUGGUAUCUGAAUAAAGUACGUAGCUAUGUCGCCCCUAUUCUCCUGUUCUGCCCGCUCUACAGUCCACGUGUAACGCAUUGCUGUCCCCCUUUAUUUAUCUCCGUAGUCCCCUUGCUGCCUGCUUUCCUAGCUACUAUCCAAUCCCUAUUAACUCUUCAUUAAGCAUUUCAAGUAAUAAAGGUUCCGGUUAUCUGCGUGGUGGGCCUGACCUGGCCUGUCUGUUGGUCUCUUGUCCCUGUCGCUGUGCCUCCUCAA